Molecule: messenger RNA, 2436 nt
Organism: Portunus trituberculatus (swimming crab)
Lineage: Eukaryota; Metazoa; Arthropoda; Malacostraca; Decapoda; Portunidae
Gene: Ubc7
Product: ubiquitin-conjugating enzyme E2 G2
Exons: 5
Coding region: 298-804 (168 amino acids)
Cellular component (GO): endoplasmic reticulum; cytosol
Source: RefSeq, a predicted model, not a curated record
AUGACAAGAGGCGAAGGAUGAAUGAGCCUCAGAGUAUGCGAGGAAGAAGAGUCGAGCGACAGAUGAGUUAGAACGUAAACAAAUCUGGAUUGAGUGAAAAUCCAACCAUCAUUUCCUCUGCUUUCAUUCAGGGACGUGUUCGUACAUUGCAUUGGUAACUCAUAACGCCAUAUGGAGCACGGCUGAGGGGAAGAAGAGGUGCAGUGGAAAAUAGUCACGUUAAUAAGCGUCAUUUCGUGAACCUUUUGCUAAUCUGCUGAGACCGUCUGACUGAAGGGUGACAAGAUCUUCCCCACAAUGGCAGGACGGGCCCUCAAACGCCUUAUGACGGAAUAUAAACAGUUGACACUGAAUCCUCCUGAAGGCAUCAUUGCUGGACCCACCAACGAGGAGAACUUCUUUGAAUGGGAAGCUCUUAUUGUGGGACCAGAAGGAACCUGCUUUGAGUGUGGAGUGUUUCCUGCCAAACUGAUCUUCCCUCCAGACUACCCACUGUCACCGCCCAAAAUGCAGUUCACUUGUGAAAUGUUUCAUCCAAACAUAUACUCAGAUGGACGAGUGUGCAUAUCCAUUCUGCAUGCUCCUGGUGACGACCCAAUGGGCUAUGAGACAAGUGCCGAGAGAUGGAGUCCUGUGCAGAGUGUGGAGAAGAUCCUGCUGUCUGUUGUCUCCAUGCUUGCAGAGCCCAAUGAUGAGAGCAGUGCCAAUGUGGAUGCUGCCAAGAUGUGGAGGGAUGACCGGGAUCAAUUCAACAGGAUCGCUGAAAGGCUGGUUCGCAAGACUCUCAACUUACCUCAUUCAUAGUGAAGUCUUUGGUAUGGUCUUUUUUUUAUUGUGUACAAGACUUCUCUCUCUUUCUUUACCUUUUGUCUUAUUGGCUUGCUCUUGGAGGAAGUAUCCCAUGAAGGAUGGAGAUGUAGUUAUAUUAAUAUACGUUAUCAUGAAUAUCAACAACUGCUGUGCAUCAACUAUUUGGUGUACUCCUUUUGGUAAGCAGGAUAGUGAUGAUGCUCUUCCAAUUUUGUGAAAUACUCUAGUGGUAGGAUUGAGAGGAAUGUUAUAUCCUGCAAGCUUUCAUUUUUGUGCUUAGGCCAUGUGCAGGGUGUGAAUUCUCCAGGGAAAUCUUCCUGAAUAGAUACAAAUGCCAAAAUGAAGUUUAUAGAUAAAUAUAAAAAAAAAAACUAUGCAUUCACCAAUAGGCUCAAUAUAAGAUGCUUAAGUUUUCCCCCAUGCUGCAAAACUUGUUUUUGUUGUUAACCUUUAUUUUAAACAAUGAUACAUAUCACUCAAGAGCAUUGGCAAGAUAAAAGAAUCAUUUAAUAAUGAUGUUAAAUAACAAGUUUCUAAAUAUUCUUCACACUACUCUGCAUUAAAUAACAGACAAUCAUAGUUUUAUACAGUCUUGUAACUCCUGAAGGCAUAACUUCCUAAAUAAUGAUUGUGCAAUAAACAUAUUAUAGAAUGGGAAGAACAGCUUUUUUUUAAAUUUUGGUUUUUUAUUUAUGGAAACAACAGACACAUCAUACGUGCUUUUUUCAUCUUUAAUGUGUAUUUCAUCACACUCACACAUACAUACGUACUUCACCAACAUAAAUCUUCAAAGCUUUGAGAACUAGGGUAACAAAGUUCAAAUAUAGAUAAAAGUAAUGUUCUUUAAGUUACCUACAUAUACAUCUCAAAACCAUCUUCUGCAAUAAUACAAUACCAUUUAUUGAUAUACAUACAUAAAUUACCACUGACCUUGUCUUUUCUCCCCACCCACCCUUAAAAGACCACCACCAACAUCCUAAAAACAACUAACAACUUUACUAUGACUUAUCCUUUCGUUUAUUGGCCCGUGACCUCAUCUUGGGUUGUGUGGAUUGACACUGCCCUUGACCUGAGCUGCCACCACCAAAGAUUGAGGUCAUGAUUUCAGAGAGUUCUGGGGUGUCCAUCUUUGGCAUCUGUAUCUGUUCCAUCUCUUUGCGGGUUUCUGGGUCAUUGAGGCGGGGCAGGAUCAUCAUGAGCACCAGGGGCAGAACAGUCAUUAGCACCAUAGGGUUCAUCAGUGUGUCCGUAAGACGCCACUGCUCCCGUUGCAUGAAGUAGCGGUAGGGACCCAGGCUCUUCAUCCGCAGAGGGUGGGGCAUCUGUGAUAGUCAGGUUUCAUGGUUAUAGUUAGGACAUACAUCUUCUGUUAUUUGUGCUUUUGAUCAAUCUAUCUGGAAUUUCAUCCAGGUACUUGCAGUAUUCAGAUUUCAUGAUAAGUAAUAAUAUAUUUAUGAUUUGUAUAUUGUAAUACUCAAUGUUUGAAAUGCUUAUAAAGUGUCUCAAACAUUCUGACUUCAAAAUGACAAACAUUUAAUUGUUCAAGGAAAACAAUUAAGAAUUUUAUUUAUUUUCAUAACAUUAAGACAAAGCAUGGAAAAUACUGAAUAAAUAUUAAAGAAUAUA